GUUGGAACGUCUCCGCGACAGGCCGCCCCCCGCUCGGAGCACCGUACACACGCCGUUUUCAGUAUUGCCGCGUAAUACAUUGCACCAGGUCGCUAUCCGCCCGUCGACUCCGCUCCACCAGGCGCACGUGUGUUCACAGCGACGGCAAUAACAAUAAUAUUAUUGGCUAUUACCGUCCGUCGACAUUGUCUCAACGGUGUUGUCGUUCGAUAUUAUUGUUAUCGUAUACACUCCAACAACAACUCGAGUGGUGCCUACCCGUCUUGGAAAAUGGAAAACGUCCCUGUCGGCAGAGACGAUUUGUCGGUAUAAAACAUUGCGUACUGUCAUCAGCUGCUCUAUGAUAUAGGUACAUUUCGGUACAUAGUAAUAUAGUGUGUGAUUGCGAUCGACCGCUGAGAAGAAAAAUUUUAAAUUUAAAAGGGAGGAAAAAGGACCGAUUUUUCCGUCGUCGUCCGUCGUCGUCGCCCCGCGCACAGACGGUUUGUGCGUUCCCUCUUCGCGUGCCCCCCCCCGUCCUUCCCCAAUCGCAACGUUUUUUCAAAAGCUCCACUUUUUUUUUUGUUUGUUCCUAGUUUUUGUUUUUUAUUCGCACUUAAACGUUUCUGUUUGAUGUUCACACCGCGUACGGCCCGCGACUGCCUACCAUAGAAACAUUUCCGCGAAGGACUCGUAAACACCGCGCGCGAGUGUGUAUAUCACCACUACUUCCUUAACGCCGACACUCCUAUAUUCACUAUAAUAUUAUACUUGUGCGAAACUCGAACACCGCCACCGAGAAAACACGUCAUACGAUUCGGUACCUGAUUUAUAUGUAUGGUAAAGCAUUACCGCAAGCCCCCGUCGAAAAGGUCUAGAACUGCCCAUCGAGGAGUCGUCGCCGCCGCCGAGAUGGAUCAACCGGCCGCCGCUGAGUUGCAGACGAUGUGGAAAUCCCGAAAACUUUGGACGUCCAUCUUGCUGUUCGUAUUGCUGUUCAUCACACCAGGUUUUGCUUCGCCCAAGAGACCCUCUCAAAAUCCGGAACCGGAUCCGUUGCCGACAUUUGGUUCCCAAGGAAGAAGAUUCAGAGUGGUCACAAAUGACACCGUUGUCCUCCCGUGUGACGUUAUCAACCCGGGAGUAUUCAUUUUGGCGUGGAAAAAAGGAAUUGCGGUGCUAACAGCAGGAAGCACUAAGGUGUCUCCAGACGAAAGGAUACGUCUAGUGGACGGCAAUAACCUGGAAAUCCGUGAUAUUCAAACAAACGACGCAGGAAAUUACGUGUGCCAAAUAGCAACCAUGAAACCCAGGGAGAUAUCACAUACUGUCGAGAUAUUGGUUCCAUCACGAAUUAAAUCGGUGACGUCGGGAGGAAAUAUCGACACUAAAAAGGACUCUAUGAUUAAGUUGAACUGCGAAGCUGACGGAAAUCCUGUUCCCAAUAUAACUUGGACAAGAAAGAACAACGUAUUGCCAAAUGGCGAGAGAAAUGCAACUGGCGAUACAUACAUAAUUCAAUCGGCCACUCGUCACGAUGCUGGAUUGUACAUAUGUACAGCUUAUAACGACGUCGGACAACCUGCUGAACAAACUAUUACAGUUAACAUUCUAUAUCCUCCGGAGAUUGAAGUUGAACGCGUAUGGGUUCAUUCUGGUGAAGGAAACGAAGCACUGCUAGUUUGCAUUGUCAACGCUGAACCACAUGCCGAGGUAUCUUGGUAUAGAGAUACAUUGAAGUUGGACACGAACGAGCGUCGCAUAACUGAAGUUAGAGGAAGCAGACAUACCCUUAUAGUGAGAAAGGUGCAGGCCAGUGAUUUCGGAAAUUACAGCUGCGUGGCCGACAACGUCGUUGGAAAGAGUAGAGCUUACGUCGAACUUUCAGGAAAACCAAAUCCUGUGAAAAUAAAUAGCAACAAAAACGGACGGCACCAGAACAACUAUAAUAUAUCUUGGUCGGUGGACAGCUACACUCCCAUCGAAGAGUUUAAACUGUUCUACAGGAAAGUUCCGCUUCCAGACGAAUCACCCGCCGACACGCGAACUCAAUACCAAUGGCCGAAGAAGCCUCCAACUCGAAACGACAACGAGGGAUACGGAAACAGUCCGAUUUACGGUUACAACAGCAUGCGAAACGAAUGGAACGAUGUGAUCCUUCCAGCCGUCCCCAGCGAACAAUUCACUCACCGCAUGUCUUACAAUAUUCGUGGAUUGGACACCGCUUCUGAAUAUGAAGCCAAAGUCAUGGCCAAAAACCGAUUCGGCUGGACCCCAAUGUCCGAUGUAUUCAAAUUCGUCACCUCCGCCACACCAGAAAUCGAAUCGAAUCCAAAAUAUCAAGCAUCCUAUGGUAUUUCAAUGACAUCAAAUGCCGAAGCUCGCGAUCUUGGCUCAACUUCUUCAUACAAUGGAUUCACCAAACGCAGUUACAACGUCAUCAUAUUCGUCGUCUUCACCACCCUGUACUUUGCAUUUAACACCAUUGUUUAAAUCCCUAAAAACCCCACAAUCAUCGAAGCAGUGGCAUAAAUAUAUUGUAAUACAGGGCAAACAAAUAUUCCAUAAAGGGUAUUGCAUCUUUUUAACUUAAAUUUUUACAUUAUUUGCUUAAAAGUCAUCUCUAUAAAUUUCAACUGUGUAUCUUUUACUUUAAACGAUAAAAUAGGGGGGAGAGAAUGAGUGAAUAUGCCACUGCUUUUACCACUGCGGUUCAAUAGUAAACAAUAGGUAAAUUAUAAUUUAUCAUCCAAAAAAAUAAAAACACCUUAUUUAGAACGAUAGGAAACCCCUUUUAAUCAAAGUUUAUACAUUUGAAACUCCCGAUAAGUUUGAAUCAACUCCAUAGUUAAGAAUUAUAAAAAAAACACACACACACACAUUUCAAUUUAUAAUUGCAAAAAAUAAUGACGUAUCAUAGAUUAGAAUAUUUAACAAUCCAUUCAGUAAAAAUAAAAAUGGGCAUUAUUGGAAAAAACAAAUAUUUUAACUUUAAACUAUGAUAAUGUACACGGACACAUGUAUCUAGUCUCUUUAGUAUGAUUUUCUAAUUAGAGUUCAUAAAUAGUUAAGUUAAUGUCAAACAAUUCAGAGGAGUCGAUAAAAUUAUAAACUACGUGUUAAAAGCCACAGUUUUUUUUCUGUCAAAAAAAUGUAAUAUUAGAUAGAAUUUUUGAAUCAUUAUUGAAUGUCCCAACCUAAUUUACAAAUUGUUAUUCACAAAAACCUUCGAUAAUAUUGGUUCCCUAUCAUACAAAAAUAAUAACUAUGACGUUUUUACUAUACAAUUAAUUAGUUUGCUUACGUUAUGAA
Molecule: messenger RNA, 3291 nt
Organism: Acyrthosiphon pisum (pea aphid)
Lineage: Eukaryota; Metazoa; Arthropoda; Insecta; Hemiptera; Aphididae
Product: neural cell adhesion molecule 1
Exons: 11
Coding region: 817-2472 (551 amino acids)
Biological process (GO): synapse organization; homophilic cell-cell adhesion
Cellular component (GO): axon; plasma membrane; neuronal cell body
Molecular function (GO): axon guidance receptor activity; protein binding
Source: RefSeq, a predicted model, not a curated record